AUGGAAUCAACGAUGUGUAUUGGUAUAAUCACUGGAGUGGUUAUAGUUGUUAGUAUUUUGAUGGAGUACUUUUUCUCAUUGUUUAAAAUACUUCUCAAAAGACCAUUAUCCCCAACAGGUGCACAAGAGAUAGAUGCUGAGGAACACAUUUAUGCGCAUCCCAAAUAUGCAAAACAAUUAAUGGAUCCUCGUACAUUUGAUGUACAAACAAUUUAUGAAAUUCUUUUAAAUGGCCUUCGAUUGAGUGGCGAUCGGCCACAAUUUUCAUAUAGAUAUUCGUCCAAUGAAAAAUUUAAAUCUUACACCUAUAAACAAGUAUUUGAGAUUAUUAAAGAGAUUGGCAGUGGUGCAGUAAGAACUGGUCUUGAACCGUCAAAUGAAACAUUUGUUGGUAUUUAUUCUUCAGCGUCAGUUAAUUAUGCACUUUGUCUAUAUUCAACUUGGCCAUAUUCAAUGAUACCAGUAGGCAUUUAUGAUUCACUUGGCCGUGAUGGUGUCAAAUUUAUCAUAACUCAAACUCGUGUUGAAUUAGUUUUUGCUGAUGAUCUAACACGAGUGAAAAACCUAAUUGAAUGGAAAGAUGAAACGAUAGCAUUGAAAACAAUUGUUAGUUUUGUUGAACCAACAGACGAAUUAGUACAAUCAGCUCAUGAUAAAGGAAUACAACUGAUGACACUUGAUAAGUUAAGAGAAAUCGGAAGAAAUAAUCCAGUAGAAGUUGUACCACCGAAACCAAGUGAUAUGGCCUUGAUUAUGUAUACAAGUGGAAGUACAGGAGAACCAAAAGGUUGUAUCAUUUCACACGAAACUUUUAUAUGUUCAAUGUUAGGUGUUGCAUCUGCAAUUGAUAUAUUAGAUCCAAGUAGAAUUACACGUGUAUUAAAUUAUAUGCCUCUAGCACAUAUGUUUGGUUGUGGAACCGUUAUUGCUAUAAGUUAUCUAGGUGGAGAAAUUGGUUUUUGGCAAGGUAAAGUUGAGAAAUUAGUCGAAGAUUUCCAUGAUUUUCAGCCAACACUUCUUACCAUGGUACCACGUUUACUGAAUAAAUUAUAUGAUAAGGUUCGAUUAGAAUUACGUAAAAAAGGAAUGGCUGGUCGUGUAUUAUUUCAAUUGGCUAUUAAAAGUAAGCUUGCACUCAUUCGACGAGGAGAUUUUUCUCAGAAUACCCUUUGGGAUAAAAUUAUGUUUGAAAAAAUUCGUCAAUCAUUUGGUGGAAAAGUUAAUCGUGUUAUUUCAACCAGUGCGCCGCUUUCACCUGAAGUUUGCCGAUUUUCACGUGCUGCAUUUUCAUGUUUUUUCGUGGAAUGUUACGGACAAACAGAAUGUGUCGUAGGCUGUACACAAUCAGUAAACGAUUUUGAAGCAGGUGCAACAGGUAUUCCAACACCACUCAAUUAUCUUAAACUAGUUGAUGUGCCUGAAAAGAACUAUUAUGCUAAAGAUGGCGUUGGAGAAAUCUGUCUCAAGAGUCCAGCUGUAUUCAAAGGCUAUUUAAAAGAUGAAGCGAAAACACGUGAAGCGAUCGAUGAACAAGGCUGGUUACAUACAGGUGAUAUUGGCCGAUGGACACCACAUAAAACAAUGCAGAUUGUUGACCGAAAGAAGAACAUGUAUAAGCUAAGUCAAGGUGAAUAUGUAGCACCAGAAAAAAUUGAAGAUGUCUAUUCACGAAGUCGAUUUAUUGCUCAAGUGUUUGUUCAUGGUGAUUCAUUGGAAAGUGUUCUUGUUGCUGUGGUUCUAUUGAAUGAUGAAUAUAUAAAACAAUGGGCUACGAAUGAAGGCUUAGCCGUGCAAGAAACACUCUCAUCGGAAAUGGAGAAGAAAUUAAAGCAAGUUGUUCUUGAUGAUAUGGUUCGUGAAGGCAAAAAACGUGGUUUAAUGUCUUUUGAACAAGUGAGAGCCAUUGAAUUCAUUAAAGAACCGUUUACAAUUGAAAAUGGACUUUUGACACCUACAUUCAAAGCGCGUCGAUAUGCUGUAGAAAAACGAUACAAUGAACUAUUCAAAAAGAUUUACAAAACUCUUAAUGCUUAG
Messenger RNA from Rotaria socialis, 2034 nucleotides. NCBI's taxonomy places the organism in Eukaryota, Metazoa, Rotifera, Eurotatoria, Philodinida, Philodinidae. The record is from the annotation of a GenBank genome assembly.